UACUUAAUAAUUUGUAUUUCUUUUUUAAAAAGUUAUUUUUAGGUCGAUCGAUCUGUUAUUUCAUUAUAUCUAUUGUAUAUAAAAUUGAAAUGUAUCAUAUAUGGACUGAUGUUUAUACCCAAGUCAUUAUAAUAUUUAUACAUUACUUACAGAUCACAAAAAAAGGUUUUUGUUAGUACCAACACGUCAGAAUUCAACAACUUUACUUUUUUAAUACCAGGCGAUUCUCGCAGUGACUCACAGACCUCCUUCCCAGACAGAUUGAUUUCAAUCUUCGGCAUCUGGAAUCAAAAACAAACAAGCUUUUAUAGGAGGGCAAAAUUAAUGAUAAUAGGAUUUGAUAAUGCCGGGAAAUCAACAUUACUGUCUCUGCUGAAACACGGAAAACUGGUUCAACAUUCGCCCUCGCUCCACCCAGGUAAUUCUACAGCUCUGGAGAACAUAACACUGGAUGGCAUAGGUUUCACCGUAUAUGAUUUAGCAGGUCAUCGAAUAGGCAAAAAAAUCUUGAGUAAACAUCUCUCCACCAUAAUAAAUGCAGCUGUAUAUGUUAUUGAUGCAACAGACAAAGAAAGGAUUUUAGAGGUUAAAGCGGAACUAAAGGAAAUAUUAGCUUGUGAAAUACCACCAGACAUUCCUGUGGCCAUAUUGGGGAAUAAAACUGAUAAAUCCGGCUGCUAUGGUAUGGAGGAGUUAAUACAAGUCCUUGAUUUACAACAGGAGCUAAUGUCAAAUCAAGAAAACAACAAAUCUGAUCGACAGUGCAAACUCUUUAUGACUAGCAUGGUGAAUGGUCAAGGUUACGAUGACGCUGUUCGGUGGCUAACAAAAUAUAUAAAAUAAAUUCGCGGAAAGCAUUAGACUUCCUUAAAGUCUCGUUUAAAGUCAGCAUUUUGCAAAUUCUAUGGUCGCUUAAAUGAUCUGUGGUUUGCAAAUACAUGUACGGGUUAUCACUGGAUCGAAUCCUGUCAGACGUGUUCAUUACCGGUUGUUAAACUGAUUAUGACUACGGAUACAUGUAAUUCCAUUUACCCGAUCAGGAUCUAGGGAUCACGGCGGGCGUGACAGGUCAACAGGGAAUCCUUAUUCCUGCAGAACUCACCUCUUGUAUGCCUAGGGGUCUGUGUUUGUUCUUCUCUUUAUCGGAUUUAAGACAUUUAUCUUCACUCGUUUAUCAUGUUUGAAAAUCAUUGAUUCACUGUAUAUUUUUGUGUUAAAAAAUAAAACGCAAAACCAAUUGU
Ostrea edulis (European flat oyster) is the source of this 1241-nucleotide messenger RNA. Its product is annotated as GTP-binding protein SAR1-like. NCBI's taxonomy places the organism in Eukaryota, Metazoa, Mollusca, Bivalvia, Ostreida, Ostreidae. Gene Ontology annotation, biological process: intracellular protein transport; membrane organization; vesicle organization. Gene Ontology annotation, molecular function: GTP binding; GTPase activity. Gene Ontology annotation, cellular component: COPII vesicle coat; endoplasmic reticulum exit site. The record is from RefSeq and is a predicted model, not a curated record. The transcript has 6 exons. The coding region runs from base 325 to 843 and encodes 172 amino acids.